UUUGAACAGGCUUCGUCAACCUCAAAUUUGUUGUGGAACGGGAACGAGUCAUCGUAUAAUUUUAUUCUCCAAAUUCAAUUACAUUUAUAAAUCGAAAUGGCUUCUGUGACAGAAGUUGCGUCUUUAUAUCAAAAUCUGAAAACCGAAUGGGCAAAGAAGCCACGCAAGCUAGACAAGUGCGGGGAGCUGCUGAACAAAAUCAAGAUUGCGUUGACGCAGUUGACUUUCUUGCCUAGUAAUAAUACAGCGGCUAACCAGAAGGAGUUGCUCUUGGCGCGGGAUGUCUUGGAGAUUGGAGCACAGUGGGCCGUCGCCGCAAAAGACGUGAAGGCUUUUGAGCGCUACAUGUCACAGCUAAAAUGCUACUAUUUCGACUACAAAGAGCACCUCCCAGAAUCUGCAUUCAUGUACCAGCUCCUAGGGCUCAACCUGCUGUUCCUGCUGGCUCAGAACAGGGUAGCCGAGUUCCAUACGGAGUUGGAGCGCCUGCCAGUGGAUGUGAUCAGGGCCGACCUCUAUGUGAAGCACCCGCUUGCACUGGAGCAGUAUUUGAUGGAGGGGAGCUACAAUAAGAUCUUUUUAGCUAAGGGCAAUGUACCAGCAGAAAGCUACACAUUCUUCAUGGACACCCUCCUGGACACGGUCCGUGGUGAGAUAGCGGCCUGUAUUGAGAAGGCGUAUCUGAGCAUCACAUGCACCGAGGCUGCGAGGAGGCUAAACUUGUCUUCGCAGCAGGCGGUGCUGGAGUACGGAAAGAAGCGUGGAUGGGUGCUGGGUUCUGACAACUGCUACCAUUUCAACGCUGCCGAAGAGACGUCUGCCGCGGCCGCCGGCAUCCUACCCUCUGCUGAACUGGCCGAACAGACCAUAGAGUAUGCUAGGCAUCUUGAGAUGAUUGUAUAAAUUUAAAGUAUUUUAAUCAUAGAUAAUAAAGAUUUUUUCUAUU
Molecule: messenger RNA, 946 nt
Organism: Cydia splendana
Lineage: Eukaryota; Metazoa; Arthropoda; Insecta; Lepidoptera; Tortricidae
Gene: Rpn12
Product: 26S proteasome non-ATPase regulatory subunit 8-like
Exons: 5
Coding region: 97-903 (268 amino acids)
Biological process (GO): proteasome-mediated ubiquitin-dependent protein catabolic process
Cellular component (GO): cytosol; proteasome regulatory particle, lid subcomplex; nucleus
Source: RefSeq, a predicted model, not a curated record